AAAACAGCCCGGGUCCCCCACCGGGUUCACACUCCUUCCUCUCAGCAGGCCGCACCCUCACGAGUCACGACGUCUCGUCUCGUCUCCUGCGCGCUUCCGUUGCAACUCCGCAGCACCACACCAUUAACGUAACGCACUCAACAAAGGAGAGAUCUUUCCGCGGUCUCCUCCAAUCCUCCUCGCCAUGCUAAGGAGGUCCCGCCACGGCGGGGUCCGUCUCGGCCGGAAGCUGCUCGGCCUGUGGCGGCGGGCGCUCUGCGGCCGGUGCCGGCGCCGGGGAGGCUACCGCCGCCUGCAGCAGCAGCAGCCGCAGGAGCAGCCCGGCGACUCCACGCCCGAGCGCGCCGCGAGGAAGCUCGCGCCGGUGCUGCGGUGGGGCCGGUCGCUGGCGCGGCGUCUGAGCCGCCUCGGUUGGAGGGCCGGCGGGCACCGGAUGCUGGGCGACGGCUGCGGCGGCGGGCAGGCGGUGACCACGCCCAAGGGGCAGGUGGCCGUGUACGUCGGCGGCGGCGGGGAGGCGUCGCCGUCGCUGCGGUACGUGGUCCCCGUGGUGUACUUCAACCACCCCAUGUUCGGCGAGCUGCUCAGGGAGGCCGAGGAGGAGUUCGGGUUCCAGCACCCCGGCGUCAUCACCAUCCCCUGCCCCGCCGCGCGGUUCGAGCAGGCCGCCGCCCUGGCCGCCGCGGGGAAGAAGGGCUUCGGCAGGUGGUAGGCAGGGCGGGCACUAGUCCUUAGGUGGGGAGAGGGAGGCCCCUGACCGCCGCAGGCCGGCCGGCGGCGGAGGCGGAUGGUGUACAUAUGUGUUUCCAUCAGAAGUUCAGAAUGGGGCUGCUUUUAAUCUUUGCAUUCUUGGUCCUGUUUAACUGAUGCAUCCCACCCGGUUCUCUUGUUCGUCGAUGCUUAAAAUUCUUGGUCCUGGAAUACGCC
Molecule: messenger RNA, 927 nt
Organism: Sorghum bicolor (sorghum)
Lineage: Eukaryota; Viridiplantae; Streptophyta; Magnoliopsida; Poales; Poaceae
Product: auxin-responsive protein SAUR50
Exons: 1
Coding region: 185-712 (175 amino acids)
Biological process (GO): response to auxin
Source: RefSeq, a predicted model, not a curated record